CGCUGCGGGCUGUGGGGCUCGCUGCGGGUUGGUCUCUCCUCCCUAGUCUCAGGAGACAGAAGGAGAGGAACUGUCCUGGAACUGUGCCAGGGGAGGAUGAGGAUGGAGAGGAGGAAAAGUGGUGCCAGAGUGGUCAGGGACUGGCACAGGCUGCCCAGGGAGGUGGCGGAGCGCCCGUCCCUGGCGGUGCUCAGGAGCCGUGUGGCCGUGGCCGUGCUGGGGCUGGAUGAUCUCUGAGCGGUUCUCCCCCCCGAGCAAUUCUGAGGUGAAGCACUGGCAGGUGCAGCUGGGCCGGGGCCGCUUCGCAGCCGUCCUGUGCCCGGGCCGCGGGCGCAGCUCUCUCCUCACCACCCGCUCAGACAGAGCCAAAUCUCACUGACCCCUGACAGUCCGCCCGGCGCCAGCAGCCCCCAGCCGCACCUGCGCCUCCCCGCUUCGCUGCGCGGCUGGCACGGCGGAGUCCCGGGGGGGUGACCCCGUCCCUGUCUCGUCCCCUCCCAUCUCCCCUGGGUGCUGGGGCCCGGGUGGCCGUACCGGGCGCGGUCCCGCCGGCGCAGGGCCCCGGGCAAACAGGCGGUCAAUGAUUAACCGCCGGGCCAGUCCCGUCCCGUCCCGCAGCGCUCCGGCCGCCGGCGCGGGGCCAUGCGGGGACCGGGGACCGCAGCAGGGCCGUAGCGAGCACCAGGGCCGAGCGUCCGACUGGGGGACCGCGGGCACCGACGAUGGAGGCUGAGGAGCCGGCAGGGGCAGCGGCGCAGGGCGGGGGCGCAGCUGGGCGGCUGCAGGGGCCCGGUGCCCGCUGCCACCCCCCAGCGCCUGGUGCGGAUGGGCCCACGGUGGUGUCGGCGGUCAGCAACGCGGCCUUCGAGGAGGACCCUCCCCCCUACACACCCCCGGACCCCAAGAGCCUGCACCUCCUCUACCUGCCCCUCCCCACCGGCUUCUCCCAGCAGGCUCCAGUUGUCUACCAGCCGGGGCCGGGGGGGCCCUUCCCACCCCAGGGCAUCCCCCCUGCGCCCGGGCCCUACCCUGCCCCGAGCGCAGGGCAGGCGCAGCUGCUGCCCAAGGACUACCUGGUGGAGUCGGCGCUGGUGACUGUCUUCUGCUGCCUGCUGACCGGCGUCGUCGCCCUCGUCUACUCCUACGAGACCCGAGCUGCGCUUGGCCGCGGGGACGUGGUGCAGGCGAGGGUGGCAUCCAGAAAGGCUCAGUCCCUGGUCCUCUUCAGCCUCCUCUUCGGGCUGUUCGCCUCCAUCAGCUGGGUCAUCUACGUCCUGGUGUCCCUGUACCUAUGACAGGGUCCCCGAGCCCCAGGGACAUGGCACCUGCAGGAGGCUCUCUGUGGCUCACUGCAGGCCAGGUGGAGCAGCCACAGCCCUCUCCUGGCACCGCCAGAUGACCACAAAGUGUUGCUGGGGCCAAGGGGCAGCAUCCAUCCUUCCCGUGGGGUGAGGAGCCACAGGCUGCCCUCAUCCACCUGCUCUCAGCCCCACGGGCAGGAGGAACCCAGCCCAAAGCGAUGCUGGUGCCGUGCCGUGGGACCAGCUGCGGGCAGGGAGCAGCAGCACCGUGCAUGGGACCAGGCUCUGCCGUGGGACGUUGAAUCCCAUCACCGUGGACUGGCACUUGGAGGUGCCCAAGGGGGCUCUGGUGCAGGGAGAGCAUCUCGUGGAAUUGGGGCUGGAGGUGGAGCAAAUGGCCAAGGGUAAUGGCGAGCCCAAGGCCUGUGGCUGCUCCAGCAGCAGCUGCUGCUCUGCCUGCUGAGUACGGAGGUGAGCAGAAUCCCCGGGUGGUGCUGCAGACAAACACUCCUGUGCCGCUGCCUCCUUGCUGCUCCCGGGCUGAAAUAAACACAGCUGUAGCCAAAG
This is a messenger RNA of Pogoniulus pusillus (Red-fronted tinkerbird), 1868 nucleotides long. It is a transcript of the gene PRRT1B, whose product is annotated as proline rich transmembrane protein 1B. Lineage: Eukaryota; Metazoa; Chordata; Aves; Piciformes; Lybiidae. The transcript is spliced from 4 exons. Bases 723 to 1295 code for a protein of 190 amino acids. Gene Ontology annotation, cellular component: membrane. The record is from RefSeq and is a predicted model, not a curated record.